Racocetra fulgida is the source of this 360-nucleotide messenger RNA. NCBI's taxonomy places the organism in Eukaryota, Fungi, Glomeromycota, Glomeromycetes, Diversisporales, Gigasporaceae. The record is from the annotation of a GenBank genome assembly.
ACGGUAUACCCGGUUUGAUUGAUGAUGUUUAUGCUCAUAUCAGUUUUAUGCGAUGGCAAAAAAGAAGAAAUACAUCAAAGGAGCUUCAUGGCUUUAUAGACAAUGUAAUCGGAGACUAUGAAAAAUGGAUAGAAUAUCUUAAGAAUUUAAAUGAGUUUGACGCGACGGUAAGAGAACAUGAUUUAAUGCAAGCAUUUGAAAGUGAAAAAAAGGAAUACGAUGAAAAAAUUAAAAGAUUAGAAGGUGAAAUUACCUCUCUUAAGGAUCAACUUAGCGCAAAUCAAGAUAAAAUUAUCGAAUUGGAAACUAAAAUAACUGAAUUGACAGAUAAUAUCGAACAAAUGGAACUAGAUAACGAGG